AUGUUAAAUCCAACCAAUGCCAAUAAGCUUUCAACAUCUUCUUAGGCUCUUUCUAAAUCAGUUCAUUUUUCUCUUGGUAAUUCACAAGCUCCGGUGAGUUUUAGUGAUGUAAAGCCAGUUUCUGGAAUAUAAAGAUCAGCAAUUGAUCAUCCAUAGGUGGGAUAAGUUACAGGAAUUGAUUGUGGAAUUCACAUGAAAUAAUUAAAAGGAUUUUGCAUAGAAUAGAAAUGUAUUCAUUAAAGAAGAAAGCUAUGUGUUGGGUAUUUGAUAAACUUAUGUAUGUUAGAUGUUUAUGGGGACAUACUUGCGUUCAUAAAGUAUAAGUUCCUGAAUUUGUAAAAUUGUUAACAGACAAAUUAGCAAUAGCUGAGUUUGACUUUUUUGAUAAAGUUUUGAAAGUUGUUAAGAAAGAUCAUUUAUAAAAUGAAAUUGAUGAAAUGUUUUUGAAAAUAAAAAUGGAUUUUGAUAAUCAUCUUAAUGAUUUAUACUCUUAAUUCAUGUAUUGGACAAAACAUGGAAUGGGUGAAGUAAUUAAGAAAGGAUUUUUGGCUGAUUUUUUAUUGGAUGAUAAUGUGAUUGAAUAAAUAAUGGAAUUGGUAUUAAAGGGGAGAGGUAAAUAAUAAGGAAAAUAAAUUAGCUAUGGAAGCUGAAGAUGAAACAAUUUAAACAUGUGUAGAAUUAAUAAAUGCAGAUCCAUAGGAAAUUAAAUUAUUACCAUAAUAAUUAUAGUCAACUCUUGUAGAAUGUGAAGAAGUGAUUCGUUAAACACUGCAUUAAUUGGAACAAAGUUUGGUGACAUUUAAAUCAACUCCAUUCGAUUUUAAGAAUAUAAAAGUAAAGAUUAUUAAAAAUAAAUAUUAGGAAGGAGUAGAAAUACCUAGAUUAAGAAUUCCAGGAACUUAGGGUAAUAUAUAAGGAGGAGGAGGAGGUUUUGGAUUUGGUGGUGGUUUCAGUUAAAUUCCAUAGACUAAUUUUAUUGGAACAGCCAGUUAACUACCAAGAACUAGUGUUCCUCCUACAACCACUCAUUUUUAAAAUAGAUUUGCAUCUGGAUUGGCAUCAUAAUUAAAUGCAAAAUUAUUUAUUGAUGCUAGAGAUUUACAUUAGAGUUAGGUUUGGGCUGUAUGUAAGAUUAGUCCAUAGGUAAUCGCUACAGGAGAUUGGUAAGGAAAUAUAAAGAUUAUUGGAUUAACAUUGGAAGGUUAAUACUAAUUUAUGUAAUCUUUGAAUCAUGGGAAGAAUGUCUAUUCUUUAUUGUUAUCAGAUACAACUACUUUGAUUUCUGCUGGUUAAAAUUAAAAAGAUGAAUGGACAAUAAAGAUUUGGGAUUUAGAGAGAUCAUAAUUGAUUAAAGAAUUGAAAGGCCAUAUAAAUUAUAUAUUUUCAUUGACUCAACCAAUUCCAGGGACAUUAGUGUCAUGUUCAUAUGAUGAAACUGUUAGAGUCUGGAAUUUAUAGAAUGGAUAAUGUACAAAGGUUUUUAAAGAGUUCAAGACAUCUUUUAAUGAUUUGCUUUCUUGGAAUCAAGAAGAAGUUAUAUGUUGUUCAGAUGAUAAAGCUAUAAGACUUUUAAAUAUUUAAACAGGAGAAAUGAAAAUGUAAUUAUUUGAUUCUUGUUUUGUUAAUGGAAUAGCAAGAGUAUCUUAAAAUGAAAUAGCUGUUGGUAAUUUUAAAGGAGAGAUUUUAAUAAUCAAUGUUACUGAAUAAAAGAUUGUGAGAAGAAUGGGUUCCCAUAAGAGUUUUGUUUGGAGAAUUAAAGUAUUUUAUAUAAAUAUUGUAGAUGAUAGAUAAAGAUUUGAUUGCAUCAGCAUCAUUUGAUAAAACUAUAAAAAUUUGGGAAUGGUAGAGUGGUUAAUUAGUUGCUAGUUUAGAAGGUCAUCAAGAUAUUGUUAGAUCAAUUGAACUUAUUGAAGAGAUAGGAUUUUUGGUUAGCACUAGUGAUGAUAAAUCUAUAAAAGUUUGGAGAUUAAUUUGAAUAUAUAAAAUAACAAUAAAGAAC
Messenger RNA from Paramecium sonneborni, 1999 nucleotides. NCBI's taxonomy places the organism in Eukaryota, Ciliophora, Oligohymenophorea, Peniculida, Parameciidae. The record is from the annotation of a GenBank genome assembly.